AUGUCUUAUGUCCCUUCUUUUGUUUCAACAGAAUAGCCACUUUAUCUUAAAUUACAGAUUUCUUAGAUUCCUGCAGCAUGGGAUGAAAUAAAAUUGAAAAAUUUUCUAUCAAAUUAAGGAUAUACAGUGUCUGAUGUGUAAAUGUUAAAAAAAGAUGAUCGUAUUAAAUAUAAUAUAAUUUCAAGCUAAAUCUAAGGGUGCAGCUAUAGUCAAAUUCAAUAAAAUGCAAGAAGGAGAAAAAGCUACAAAAUAAUUGAAAGAAGUAGCAGUGGAUGGAAUGCAGCCUCUGGUACUUAAAUGGGCAGAAGGUGAAAAAGAAAGGUUGGGAGUAGCAGAGGAAACAUCUCCUAAAAUAUAAAUUGAUGGAUUAUAGAAGGAUUGUGAAGAGGCAAUGAUUAAAGAGAUAUUUAUGAAAUAUGGUCAAGUCACUGAUGUUUAGAUCUAGAAUUAAGGAUAAUCUUCAAUUAGUGCCAUAGUGUCAUAUACUUUUAAAGAGAGCUGUUUAUUGGCAAUAAAAAAUAAUCAUAAUAAGAAUUAGUUAGGGUAUUACUCUUAAUACUAUCUAUAUAUAUAGUGAUCGGCCAUUAGAUGUUAGAUUUUUGGGGUAGCCAGCAACUAUAGCCAAAUCAUAAUAUCCUGAGACACCUGCAAAUGAAGAAGGAGAUCCAAUUAGAGACAUUGUAAAUUUAUUAUAAUAAUUAGACUAAAUCAUAUACAAGAUGGUUGGAUUAAAAGAAGAAACCAAUUUACAUUCAUUGGGAGACUGGAGAAAUUGUAAGAAGGUUUAAAAUUGAUAAUGAUAUAAUAGUGUGAGUUUUGGUUCAAUUAUAUAUUCACCAGAUGGAAGCAAAGAAAUAAUUACAAAAGAAAAGUAUUUGAAUGAUUUAGCUACUUUUAAUUCUAAAAAAACAGGGCCACCUGGAGCAAAUCUUUUUGUUUUUCAUUUACCAAAUGAACAUAAAGAUUCUGAUCUUAUGGAUUUAUUUUCAUCAUAUGGAAAUGUAAUAUCAGCAAGAGUCAUGACAGAUCCAAAAACUGGUAAAAGUAAAGGUUUUGGAUUUGUGAGUUUUGAUAAAUAAGAGAGUGCAUAAAAAGCAAAAGAAGCUAUGGAUGGACAUUUGAUAGGUAAAUUGAAAAAAAAAAUAUUUAAGAUAAGAAAAAGUUAUCAGUUACAUUUAAAUAAGGUGAUGGAACUCCAUGUUAACCAUUAUAAUAUUAAUGGUUACCAAGUAUUCAAUAAGUAUAAUUUGAUCCAUUUGAUUUGUGA
Messenger RNA from Paramecium pentaurelia, 1267 nucleotides. The record is from the annotation of a GenBank genome assembly. Lineage: Eukaryota; Ciliophora; Oligohymenophorea; Peniculida; Parameciidae.